Setaria italica (foxtail millet) is the source of this 1273-nucleotide messenger RNA. Its product is annotated as transcription factor ORG3. Gene Ontology annotation, cellular component: RNA polymerase II transcription regulator complex. Gene Ontology annotation, molecular function: RNA polymerase II transcription regulatory region sequence-specific DNA binding; protein dimerization activity; DNA-binding transcription factor activity, RNA polymerase II-specific. The record is from RefSeq and is a predicted model, not a curated record. Gene Ontology annotation, biological process: regulation of transcription by RNA polymerase II. The transcript is spliced from 3 exons. Bases 208 to 936 code for a protein of 242 amino acids. Lineage: Eukaryota; Viridiplantae; Streptophyta; Magnoliopsida; Poales; Poaceae.
AUCAAGCUACACACUCAAUCAACAAGAGUUAAUAUUGCUUGCUAACCAUCUCUCAAUUAAAAUUCGAAUAGGCUGGCUAGCUAGGUCCCCUCCUCUCUCUUCUUCUUUUCAUAGGCUGCCUCUUUCAUCCCUCCUGAGAUCUCUCCACGAAGAACAGCAUCAGCAUCACAUUUAUUCACAGCAGCUAGCAGGCUGGCAACACGCGGCAUGGACCACCAGCUCUUCGACGACCCCUUCGCGAGCAGCAUCUCGUCGCUGGAGGCGGACAUCUUCUCCGCCGGCGGCCAGCUGCCGUCGCCGCCGUGGCCGGACCUCGACCUCGACGACGACGACAUCCACGACCUCUCCGCGCCGGCCGCCAACGCCACCUCCUCAGGAGGCUAUGGCUCCGGCGGUGGCUCCGGCUCCCACAGGAAGCUCAGCCACAACGCGUACGAGCGCGACCGCCGGAAGCAGCUCAACGAGCUCUACUCCUCGCUCCGCUCCCUCCUCCCCGACGCCGACCACACUAAGAAGCUGAGCAUCCCAACGACGGUGUCCCGAGUUCUCAAGUACAUCCCUGAGCUACAGAAGCAGGUGGACAACCUGGAGAGGAGGAAGAAGGAGCUGACCAACGCCAAUUGCAAACCAGGAGUUCUGAACGCGAGCGAGAUCAUAACUCCCAUUGUUUCUGCGACUUGCCUCAACGACACGGAGAUCAUGGUUCAGGUCAGCCUGCAGAGCAAUAUGGCUGCCACAACUCUUCCUCUCUCCAAGUGCAUAAAAGUGUUGGAGAACGAAGGCCUCCACCUGAUUAGUUCAUCGACUUACUCCACCUUGGACAACAAGACGUUCUAUAGCCUACAUCUUCAGAGAAGUCAAAGAACGAUGAAGGAGGAGUGUCCAGGAUUCUGCGAUGAAUUGGAGAGGAUCGUCAGGAAGAAAGCAGGGGCGUAGCUGCAGCGCAUGCGUGGUACUCACAUACAGCACUGUCUCGUGCAUUCGAUCCUAUAAUUAAGCUAAGCUAAUAAGGGCAUGCGUCUUAGUUUGUAAAUGAUGGAUUAUAUGUGUUGUCAUGUGGAGUGAUCGAUCGUUAUUAGAUCGAUGGGAUGGCUAAAGCAUAGGAGUAUAAUAUAGGACUGGCUAAUUAAGAGAGAUAUAGUACUAGUACUAAUGCACGCAGAUCCAUAUAUACGUGAUAUAGUGUAUGUCCAUGUGUGUUUCCUGUUGACAUGAUAUUGUAAACUGUGUCCAAAAUGAUAUGGUGUUCGAUCAGUAUAUCCCUCAUCAGACA